AUGCAUCUGCACUUUUGGCAAUCAGUUUUUGGCCCGGGCAGGGGAAAGGGGGCGGGGCAGUACAGGGCAGGGGAAAGGGGGCGGGGCAGUACAGGGCAGGGGAAAGGGGGCGGGGCAGUACAGGGCAGGGGAAAGGGGGCGGGGCAGUACAGGGCAGGGGAAAGGGGGCGGGGCAGUACAGGGCAGGGGAAAGGGGGCGGGGCAGUACAGGGCAGGGGAAAGGGGGCGGGGCUGUACAGGGCAGGGGAAAGGGGGCGGGGCUGUACAGGGCAGGGGAAAGGGGGCGGGGCUGUACAGGGCAGGGGAAAGGGGGCGGGGCUGUACAGGGCAGGGGAAAGGGGGCGGGGCUGUACAGGGCAGGGGAAAGGGGGCGGGGCUGUACAGGGCAGGGGAAAGGGGGCGGGGCUGUACAGGGCAGGGGAAAGGGGGCGGGGCUGUACAGGGCAGGGGAAAGGGGGCGGGGCUGUACAGGGCAGGGGAAAGGGGGCGGGGCUGUACAGGGCAGGGGAAAGGGGGCGGGGCUGUACAGGGCAGGGGAAAGGGGGCGGGGCUGUACAGGGCAGGGGAAAGGGGGCGGGGCUGUACAGGGCAGGGGAAAGGGGGCGGGGCUGUACAGGGCAGGGGAAAGGGGGCGGGGCUGUACAGGGCAGGGGAAAGGGGGCGGGGCUGUACAGGGCAGGGGAAAGGGGGCGGGGCUGUACAGGGCAGGGGAAAGGGGGCGGGGCUGUACAGGGCAGGGGAAAGGGGGCGGGGCUGUACAGGGCAGGGGAAAGGGGGCGGGGCUGUACAGGGCAGGGGAAAGGGGGCGGGGCUGUACAGGGCAGGGGAAAGGGGGCGGGGCUGUACAGGGCAGGGGAAAGGGGGCGGGGCUGUACAGGGCAGGGGAAAGGGGGCGGGGCUGUACAGGGCAGGGGAAAGGGGGCGGGGCUGUACAGGGCAGGGGAAAGGGGGCGGGGCUGUACAGGGCAGGGGAAAGGGGGCGGGGCUGUACAGGGCAGGGGAAAGGGGGCGGGGCUGUACAGGGCAGGGGAAAGGGGGCGGGGCUGUACAGGGCAGGGGAAAGGGGGCGGGGCUGUACAGGGCAGGGGAAAGGGGGCGGGGCUGUACAGGGCAGGGGAAAGGGGGCGGGGCUGUACAGGGCAGGGGAAAGGGGGCGGGGCUGUACAGGGCAGGGGAAAGGGGGCGGGGCUGUACAGGGCAGGGGAAAGGGGGCGGGGCUGUACAGGGCAGGGGAAAGGGGGCGGGGCUGUACAGGGCAGGGGAAAGGGGGCGGGGCUGUACAGGGCAGGGGAAAGGGGGCGGGGCUGUACAGGGCAGGGGAAAGGGGGCGGGGGCUGUACAGGGCAGGGGAAAGGGGGCGGGGGCUGUACAGGGCAGGGGAAAGGGGGCGGGGGCUGUACAGGGACGCUGGCCAACUGUGGCGUCUCUGCGCCACAGGAUGGCCAGCCGAGGCGGUUGGAGGGAAGGUCUCCCAGUAAAGUGGCCUUGAGUCGUGCAACUCAGCGAGUUUCCUGA
Molecule: messenger RNA, 1515 nt
Organism: Schistocerca piceifrons (Central American locust)
Lineage: Eukaryota; Metazoa; Arthropoda; Insecta; Orthoptera; Acrididae
Product: glycine-rich cell wall structural protein 1.8-like
Exons: 3
Coding region: 1-1515 (504 amino acids)
Source: RefSeq, a predicted model, not a curated record